Molecule: messenger RNA, 1197 nt
Organism: Caenorhabditis remanei
Lineage: Eukaryota; Metazoa; Nematoda; Chromadorea; Rhabditida; Rhabditidae
Exons: 7
Coding region: 1-1197 (398 amino acids)
Source: RefSeq, a predicted model, not a curated record
AUGCCUUCGACCGUAGUACUGUCUUCAGAUGAGUCGAUUGUCUCAACAAUAAGCUCAUCGAUAUGUUGCAUGAAGGCGCGAGGAAAUGGAAUCCCAGUGGGCCGUAUGGCAAAACACUUGAAUAUUGAUGAAUUGACGACAUCAGAUGACGAUGAUUCUUCUGCAAAGUCUGUUGUAUUGACCAAGAGCUCUUCUGCACAGUCAAUCGUCUCGACCAAAAGCUCUUCCGCACAAUCAAUCGUCUCGACCAAAAGCUCUUCCGCACAAUCAAUCGUCUCGACCAAAAGCUCUUCGCCGACUAUUGUGUGUAUGGGCGCCAGAAGAACCAGCGAAGAUGUCCCAACCGUCGGAUUAGUAAAAAAUAUUCCUCGAAAGGAAUACAAAUUGAUGUCGUCAGAUGAGUCACUGGUCUCGACAGGAAGCUCAUCGAUAUGUUGCAUGAAGGCGCGAGGAAAUGGAAUCCCAGUGGGCCGUAUGCCAAAACACUUGAAAAUUGAUGAAUCGACGACAUCAGAUGACGAUAAUUCUUCUGCAAAGUCUGUUGUAUUGGCCAAGAGCUCUUCUGCACAGUCAAUCGUGUCGACCGAAAGCUCUUCGCUGACUAUUGUGUGUAUGGGCGCCAGAAGAACCAGCAAAGUUGUCCCAACUAGCGAUUCUAGUUCUCAAGGGCACCAUUGCAUUGCCGAAAAAAAUAACACCAAGGGUUCUCACCAGAAUAGUGUUGAACACCGAAAAACCAUGAUUGCCCAAAAGCGAGGUCUCCAAAAUGAAUCCAUCAAGAUGCAUGUUUCACCGCCAAUACCGCUCAAGAAACGAUGUGUCAGCACUGAAAAAGGAACUGAGAACUACGGUCGACUUGAAACUGAAAAUAACUCUGAAAACGAGGAUCAUUCCCAAAGUGGAGAUUGCGACCGUUCAGCUUCCGUAGUAUGUCUUGGUGAUUUCUCUCCAUCUGCUAAUUACAAUCAUCAUAUGGACAUUCAGAAGCAGAUGGGAAUCCGCGAGGAUCUAUUGAACCUGGAAGCAGAUCUCUACAAGUUCUUCCCGUGGGUUAUGGAGAAUAACUUCCAGCUCUCCAGUUAUGCGCAAGGUCUGGUCCUGAAUGUCUCGUUGGCACAAAAGGUUGAUAAUUGGUUGAGCGAAGACGAUGCCCGUUGUCCAUUCGAACACUAUGCCUUCCGCCCGACGCCGUCCUAG